AUGGAGUUUUGUGGCACUGUUGUGGGUGUGGUGGGGUUGUAUAGUGUCUGCCUCCAGAUCAUGGAGCAGUUGGAUGAUGUGCGGAACUUUGACGACGAAUCGGGAAAGCUUCGUACACUGUUUGAAAUCGAGAAGCUCAUCUUCACCCGAUGGGGCAACAGGUCUGGUUCCGCUGUUGGCAGCAGGGGAAAGACCUCUAUCCGGAGAAAGCUUGUCUGGGCGGUAAAAGAUAAGAAGCAUUUCAGGACCCUCCUCACGGAUGUUGGAACCAUUGUUCAAAAGCUGGAUAACCUGGUUCCCAAUAGUAGUGCUGGUUCUGAGGUCAGAAUUAGGGAGAUGGAGAUGAGCUUGAAGGCACUUGAAUCGCUUCUCGAAGAGAACAUAUCUCAGAGCGAGAAGGAUAGGAAAGGGGCUGGCGAGUUUCAAGAUCAGGUCACAACACAUAUCGACAAGGAAGAUCGUGAUAGGCUUUUGCGUUGGGUUGGCGCUGUUUCGACGGAUUAUGAGCUCGAUGACGCGUUACGCGGUAUACAUACAUGCACAUGCACCUGGAUUCGCUCCACUCAGGUUUUCCUGAACUGGUUCGGUCCACCUGAUGUUGCCACCGGUGCAUCUUCUCCUGUCCUCUGGUUUCACGGUGGUCCUGGGAUUGGUAAAACACAUCUCUCGGCAAGUAUUAUUAAAUAUCUCCAGGAUCACUCUUCCUCAUACCCCACGGCGUUCUUUAUGGCCACCCACGCCGAUUUAAAAAAGAGCCAGACCACUUACAUCCUCCGCUCAUGGGUCUGCCAGUUGAUACAGAAAGAAGAGAUUGCCUUGAAAAUAGCUCAGAAGGUGAAGCCUAAGAAUGGAGACGCGACGGAUACGAUGAGUGUCUGGACUAUGACCCUGAUUCACGAAGCGAAGAUCUUGAUUGUGAGCCGGAACCUAGACACUAUUAGAUCUGGUCUUUACGAGCCCAUCAACGAAUCAAAGUUACGUCGGGUAACCGAGUACCCGGUCGCAAAAGAAGACACUCAACAGGACAUUGAAUUAGUCUCGGGCGAGAUUGUUGAGUCAAAGAUUCAAGACGAUUCCCAAAAAAAGGCGAUAUCGGACCAACUCAAGAAAGGUUGCGAUGGCAUGUUUCUUUGGCUAAGGCUUGUGAAUGAGCAGCUCGAGCUGGGGAUGCCAUAUACAGAUAUUAAGGAUAUACUCGACUCCGUGCCAGACGGCCUCGAGCAGGCAUACCAACGAAACAUCGAUGGAAUUCUCAAGACGGGCAUUAAAAAUCGUCAACGAGCACUUGAUAUCUUUCCAAUCAUGCUUUUCGCAAUCCGGCCGCUUUCCGUCACGGAGUUACUGUGUGCUCUGCGCAUGAAGGACGCAGUGGAUCGCCGCUUACAAGAACCACCAGAAUUUAUUCAAGACUCCGAGAUUACUCAUUUGAUGAUCCAAACAUUAUUAGUGAAACCCUGCUGUUCCCUAAUUGAAGUUCGCGGGGGGUCGGAUGCGCCUCAGGAAAAGCUCGCACAUAGCUUUAUUCACUUUGUGCAUUUCUCUGUCAAAGAGUAUCUUCUAGGGCGGAUGCAAUCGGAGGCAUUACACCGCGGUGAUCCUUCCGGAAAAAACCACGACGCUUCGUACAUCUUUGGCCCUAGAAAUGGUGAUGAUAUCCUUCAUGAAUUGGAGGUCGCAUUUCGACCGGUUGACCGGGAUAGUAGAUCCAGGGGCUUAUGCUUUCAGAAGAGGCUUUUCGAGGGACCUUGGUUCCAAAAAUGGGCAGAUAAUUAUAAGGAAACACGAAAAGUGGUGCCCAGACUUGAAGCUCUGGUGAACAGUGUAUUAUCGCCGGCAGAGGUUGCCGCCAUGCUCGACCUUCCCGACCUCAGUAUAUCUCUAUUCCCUCAUGGGAAAACACCUCAGAGGGUGCUUGCGUAUGCAGUCGCCUUUGGAAAGCCGGCGACCAUUCGCACGUUGCUUCAAAGCAGAGAAGAUUUUGAUGUGAAUUGGACCGCUGAUGGAUACCCUUGGAUACCACUUUCCGCGGCAUUCAACUGGUAUCGGGCGCAUAGUUUUAUUGUAUUGCUCGGCCAAGAAGGCCUGAACCUAUAUGCACCUCUUAACGAUAAGGGGGACACAUUACUGCAUCUUUUGGUCAGGUCUCAGCCUGAGGUUGAUCUGGGUAUGGUUGGCAUUUUACUCGCGGUAUUUGAUAUUAAUUGCAAAAAUAUAAGUGGAGAAAGCCCGCUAUAUGUACUAGUAAGUAGCCCACUAUCGCCCUCCAGCAAAGAAGUACUACGGUAUUUUGUCGAGAGGGUCGACACCGACCUGAACGCACCUGACAACCACGGUCGGUCGCCACUGCAUGCAUUAUGUAAUAAUAAAUCCCUAAAAUAUCGUCUGGCCGCUUUGAGAGUGUUGCUUUCCUGCCGAGGUAUCGACAUCAAUGCUUUGGACAUCGAAGAGAGGACACCACUGGACUACUUGCAAUCGAAUACAUCAGCUACCCCUUUUAAUGCUAUGUGGGGGCUGAUAAGGGCUACUUUAGUUGCGAAUGGCGCAAAGACGGGGUGGCAAUUAAGAAUGAUUCAAACUGCUUCAAUUCACUCGGCCAGUGAUUACUCUGGGACUCCUGAGGACUGUUCGACAGUCUCCACAGUAUGUGCUACUAUUUCCGCAAAUAGCGGUGAAACCAACAUCACGCCUACCGACGAAGGGGCUCGCCCGAUCGAUCCACACCUGGAAGGCCCUGAUACGAGAGCUUACGAAAGCAAUAUCAGAGUUGAUGGCGCCCAAGCAGCCCUCGAAACGAAUGAAAAAUCCCAGAAAUCAGAAGCCGCGAGAGAUAGCGCCCAAAUAGCGCCUAAUUAUGCCUCUGAUGUGGGUGAACCUGAAACUUCACCAAGCCUCGCAGAGAAACCACACAGAACUUAUCCUCCUGUCACCCAAAUCGCGGAGGGAGAGGUAAGAAAAUCACCACCAACCGUUGGUAGUAGGGAAGUGGUGCUGUCAGCACCUCGUUUUUUGUAUUUCAUUCCGCCCUUUCUCGUGUUCAUUGUUUCAGUCUAUCUUUAUUUAUGA
Morchella importuna is the source of this 3063-nucleotide messenger RNA. RefSeq lists its product as uncharacterized. The record is from RefSeq and is a predicted model, not a curated record. Bases 1 to 3063 code for a protein of 1020 amino acids. NCBI's taxonomy places the organism in Eukaryota, Fungi, Ascomycota, Pezizomycetes, Pezizales, Morchellaceae. Gene Ontology annotation, molecular function: protein binding. The transcript has 8 exons.